UCUCCGGCUCGUUCUCUCGCUCGCUCCCUCCCGCGGGGCUUCGGCGACGGCGACGGCGGCACGGGCAGGUCCGCCCGGGCCCCGGUCCCAUUUGUUGCCGAGUCUGGCUCGGGGCCGCCGCGGCGUGCGGAAGCUCUGGAGAGCCCGGCGGGGCAGCCGCGCAGCCACGAAGCAGCAGCCGCGGGACUGGCAGCCCCGCGCCCGCAUUGCCGCCGUGCCCUUCCCCGGGGCGCUCCCCUUUCUCGGCAUGGGAUUGUAACGGCGGCACGGACUCGGCGGGGAUCGCGGCGGAGACGGUGGCGGCCUCCGAGCGGGACUCCAUGUUUUCCCCCGACCCGGAGGAACCGUGCGCCCCCAAUAAGGAGGCGGUGAAAUACGGGGAGCUGGUGGUCCUGGGGUACAAUGGUGCUUUACCUAACGGAGACAGGGGGCGCCGGAAGAGCAGAUUCGCCCUCUACAAGCGGCCCAAGGCGAAUGGUGUCAAGCCCAGCACCGUGCACGUGAUAUCCACACCCCAGGCGUCCAAGGCUAUCAGCAGCAAAAGUCAGCACAGCAUAUCCUACACCCUGUCGAGGAAUCAGACUGUGGUCGUGGAAUACACACAUGACAAAGAUAUGGACAUGUUUCAAGUGGGCAGGUCCACGGAGAGCCCCAUUGACUUCGUGGUCACCGACACCAUCUCGGGCGGACAGGGCAACGAGGAGGCCCAGAUCACCCAGAGCACCAUCUCCAGGUUCGCCUGCAGGAUUGUGUGCAACAGGAACGAGCCGUACACAGCACGCAUAUUCGCAGCCGGCUUCGACUCCUCCAGAAACAUCUUCCUUGGAGAAAAGGCUGCCAAGUGGAAGAACCCCGACGGGCACAUGGAUGGGCUCACCACCAAUGGUGUGCUAGUGAUGCACCCACGAGGGGGCUUCACGGAGGAGUCGCAGCCCGGGGCCUGGCGUGAGAUCUCUGUGUGCGGGGAUGUGUACACCCUACGGGAAACCAGGUCUGCCCAGCAGCGGGGGAAGCUGGUGGAGAACGAAACCAACGUGCUGCAGGACGGCUCGCUCAUCGACCUGUGCGGAGCCACCCUGCUGUGGCGCACCGCAGACGGCCUCUUCCACACGCCCACGCAGAAGCACAUCGAGGCACUGCGGCAGGAGAUCAACGCGGCACGGCCGCAGUGCCCCGUGGGCCUCAACACCCUGGCCUUCCCCAGCAUCAGCCGGAAGGAGGUGGUGGAGGAGAAGCAGCCCUGGGCCUACCUCAGCUGCGGCCACGUGCACGGCUACCACAACUGGGGCCACCGCAGCGACGACGCCGAGGCCAACAAGAGGGAGUGCCCCAUGUGCCGAACUGUGGGCCCCUAUGUCCCGCUGUGGCUUGGCUGCGAGGCAGGGUUUUACGUGGACGCGGGGCCUCCCACGCAUGCAUUCACGCCCUGCGGACAUGUGUGCUCAGAGAAGUCAGCGAAGUACUGGUCCCAGAUCCCCCUGCCCCACGGGACGCACGCAUUUCACGCUGCCUGCCCCUUUUGCGCCACACAGCUGGUUGGGGAGCAGAACUGCAUCAAGUUGAUUUUCCAAGGUCCCGUGGACUAACGCCCCCCUCCAGGUCCCCCCACGGCCGGCCACAACUUGAUUAACAAGUUACUGUGAAGAUUUUGCCAUUAA
Molecule: messenger RNA, 1658 nt
Organism: Ochotona princeps (American pika)
Lineage: Eukaryota; Metazoa; Chordata; Mammalia; Lagomorpha; Ochotonidae
Gene: PELI2
Product: pellino E3 ubiquitin protein ligase family member 2
Exons: 6
Coding region: 321-1586 (421 amino acids)
Biological process (GO): protein polyubiquitination; regulation of Toll signaling pathway
Molecular function (GO): protein binding; ubiquitin protein ligase activity
Source: RefSeq, a predicted model, not a curated record